AUGGCUUCACUGGCGACCAUCCUACAGGCCGUUCGCGUGCGAUACUCGCUCCCGCCCGACGGGGUCUUUCAAUCGGUGGCUGCAGCGGUGGAAGAGCAUAUGGCAGCGUACGAUGCCUCCCACGACUUUCACCAUGUCCUCCGUGUGACCGCGCUCUCCCACACUAUCCUCAUGGCGGAGUCGGGGGCUCAUGAUCCUACGGUGGUGCUUCUCGCAGCACUCCUCCACGACGUCACCGACAAGAAGUACACGCCCACCGAGGAUGGGUCGAAGCUGCUGGAGAUACUCGCGAGCGCGAACAUCUCGUCCGAUCUGUCAGCGCGCGUCGUCGAGGUCGUCAACAACGUCUCCUACUCGACUGAGAUGCGCAACCCGGACCGGACGCGGCAGGUGCUAACCCAACAUCCGGAGCUCGGCAUCGUGCAAGACGCGGACCGGCUGGAUGCCAUCGGAGCAGUUGGCAUUGGACGGGCGUUCACGUAUGGCGCAGCAAAGAUGCCGGAGCUCAGUAUGCAGCGCUCCCGUGAUCACAUCAGCGAAAAGCUGGUGAAGUUGGAGGGUCUAAUGAAGACGGAAACUGGUCGACGGAUGGCCAGAGCGCGCACCGAACGGCUGCAGUUGUUCUCUCAGUGGUGGGAUGAGGAGUGUGCGCUCUAG
Aspergillus campestris IBT 28561 is the source of this 657-nucleotide messenger RNA. RefSeq names its product HD domain-containing protein. The record is from RefSeq and is a predicted model, not a curated record. Bases 1 to 657 code for a protein of 218 amino acids. The transcript is spliced from 2 exons. NCBI's taxonomy places the organism in Eukaryota, Fungi, Ascomycota, Eurotiomycetes, Eurotiales, Aspergillaceae.